Molecule: messenger RNA, 1679 nt
Organism: Trachymyrmex septentrionalis
Lineage: Eukaryota; Metazoa; Arthropoda; Insecta; Hymenoptera; Formicidae
Gene: stck
Product: LIM and senescent cell antigen-like-containing domain protein 1
Exons: 8
Coding region: 319-1344 (341 amino acids)
Biological process (GO): cell-cell junction organization; positive regulation of substrate adhesion-dependent cell spreading; positive regulation of integrin-mediated signaling pathway
Cellular component (GO): cell-cell junction; focal adhesion; cytoplasm
Source: RefSeq, a predicted model, not a curated record
CAACUUUUAACCCAUAUUCGUUUUCAUAAAAGGUCAUAUCACGUUUGCUGAGAUCGGAUUGGCUGUUUACUUAAAAAAUCUGAUAAGACUAAUACGGAAUAUAGGUAAUUAUGAAUGAAGGAGACGGGCUUACUCUCAUCCUCAUCGAUUUCGAUGAAAUUAGGCUCAUCGACGCAUUUUUUGUAUCAAAUUUUUGUACGAAUCUAACAAAAAGAAGUGCUGCUCUCUGCCCCAUGGACCAAGGUAUUAAUCAUUAAAGUUGACGACCAUUAAGUUUGGAAAAUAUGUCACAUCGAUACCAUAGAAGGACAUGAGAAUAUGGUUACAGAGAUGUCGUUGGAUCAUAUGUUUUGUUCCCGGUGUAGAGAAGGUUUUGUUGCGCAUGAGAAAAUUGUUAAUUCAAAUGGUGAAUUGUGGCAUCCGCAGUGUUUUGUGUGCGCGCAAUGUUUCCGGCCAUUUCCAGAUGGAAUCUUCUAUGAAUUUGAAGGAUACAAAUAUUGCGAGCAUGACUUUCAUGUUCUGUUUGCACCAUGUUGUGGCAAGUGUGGUGAGUUUGUUAUUGGCCGCGUGAUUAAAGCGAUGAAUUCAAAUUGGCAUCCACAAUGUUUCCGCUGCGAAGAAUGUAAUGGUGAACUGGCGGAUGCGGGCUUCAUCAAGUGUCAAGGCAGAGCCUUAUGCCAUACGUGCAACGCUAAUGUGAAAGCUGGGGUACUUGGAAAACAUAUAUGUCAUCAAUGCCACGGAGUAAUCGAUGACAAGCCUUUACGGUUCCGUGGUGAACUUUAUCAUCCUUAUCAUUUUAAUUGCACAACUUGUGGUAUAGAACUCAAUUCCGAAGCCAGAGAAGUCCGUUCUCGACCUGGCUAUGCUGCCAAUGAAAUGAACGAGCUCUAUUGUUUGCGGUGUCACGAUAAAAUGGGAAUCCCAAUUUGUGGCGCCUGUCGACGUCCCAUCGAAGAACGCGUGGUAACGGCACUUGGCAAACAUUGGCAUGUGGAGCAUUUUGUAUGUGCUAAAUGCGAAAAACCUUUCCUGGGUCAUCGCCAUUACGAGAAAAAAGGUCUUGCUUAUUGCGAGACUCAUUAUCAUCAAUUGUUUGGGAAUCUUUGCUUUGUCUGUAAUCAGGUUAUCUCUGGAGAUGUUUUUACGGCGUUGAAUAAGGCAUGGUGCGUUCAUCACUUUGCAUGUGCAUUCUGUGACCAGAAGAUGAAUCAGAAGACCAAGUUCUUCGAGUUUGAUCUAAAGCCCGCGUGCAAGAAGUGCUAUGAUAAGUUUCCGCAAGAGUUGAAAAAGCGGAUGCGACGUAUGUACGAUCUGAAUCCUAAGAGGAUUCCACCAGCAUAAACACAGAUCUCGGAUUGGGCUCUUCUAUGUGACUCUCUCCAGAUUUAAUCAAUACUCAUUGAUUUGCUUGUAGUGCCUUAUUUGUCUUAAUAUUAAUAUAAGAAACUUCAUUUAACUAUUUGUCAUAUUGUAAGCUACGUAGAGCCUACCAAAAUUACUUAUUUAUCAGUUGCAAUACUUUGACAUAAUUGCUAUAAUUAUUUUUUAAUAAAAGGUAUGAGUGUAUCUUUAACUUAAAAUAUCUUUUCUAAUUUGGCAUCUACGUAUAGGAAUGUGCAAUAGUUCUUCUAUAUGUAUACAUUUUGUGUAUGUGAAGCGUAACAUUACUUUACACA